GCAAGGGACCUGAAACUCUCUAUGCUGGGCAGAAACUCAAUGACAACGAGUGGCACACUGUCCGGGUAGUUCGGCGAGGAAAGAGCCUCAAGCUGAUGGUGGAUGAUGAUGUUGCUGAAGGCACAAUGGUUGGUGAUCACACCCGCUUGGAGUUCCACAACAUCGAGACAGGGAUCAUGACGGAGAAACGGUACAUCUCUGUCAUCCCCUCCAGCUUCAUUGGCCACCUCCAGAGCCUCAUGUUCAACGGGAUGCUCUACAUUGACCUAUGCAAGAAUGGUGACAUUGACUACUGUGAGCUGAAGGCACGCUUUGGCCUCCGCAACAUUAUCGCUGACCCUGUGACGUUCAAGACCAAGAGCAGCUACCUGAGCUUGGCCACCUUGCAGGCUUAUACAUCCAUGCACCUCUUCUUUCAGUUCAAGACCACCUCAGCUGAUGGUUUCAUCCUCUUUAACAGUGGUGAUGGCAAUGACUUUAUUGCAGUUGAACUAGUCAAGGGGUAUAUACACUAUGUGUUUGACCUUGGAAAUGGACCUAAUGUUAUCAAAGGCAACAGUGAUCGUCCUCUUAAUGACAACCAAUGGCACAAUGUCGUCAUCACCAGAGAUAACAGUAACACACACAGCCUAAAGGUGGACACCAAGGUGGUCACUCAGGUUAUCAAUGGUGCCAAAAAUCUGGAUCUUAAAGGGGAUCUCUACAUUGCUGGCCUAGCUCAAGGCAUGUACAGCAACCUUCCGAAGCUAGUGGCCUCACGUGAUGGAUUUCAGGGCUGUCUAGCAUCCGUGGACUUGAAUGGGCGUCUGCCUGAUCUAAUCAAUGACGCUCUGCACCGCAGUGGGCAGAUUGAGCGCGGAUGUGAAG
Molecule: messenger RNA, 867 nt
Organism: Leptosomus discolor (cuckoo roller)
Lineage: Eukaryota; Metazoa; Chordata; Aves; Leptosomiformes; Leptosomidae
Source: RefSeq, a predicted model, not a curated record